Juglans regia (Persian walnut) is the source of this 1373-nucleotide messenger RNA. RefSeq names its product bZIP transcription factor 18. The transcript has 4 exons. Gene Ontology annotation, molecular function: DNA-binding transcription factor activity. Gene Ontology annotation, cellular component: nucleus. The record is from RefSeq and is a predicted model, not a curated record. Gene Ontology annotation, biological process: regulation of DNA-templated transcription. Bases 148 to 1206 code for a protein of 352 amino acids. NCBI's taxonomy places the organism in Eukaryota, Viridiplantae, Streptophyta, Magnoliopsida, Fagales, Juglandaceae.
CUUAAGCAAAAACCAAUUCUGGUACCGAAAGGCAGAACGUGCGAUGAUGAGUGAAGACGACGAAGGAGAAGGAGAAGAAGAAGAAAGACGAAGAUGAAGAAGAACAAACACACACUCUGAUUACCACCGUUACAUCGACGCACAUUAAUGGCUCCAAUCCAAGAUCUUUCUAAUCCAAACCCCAAUACCAUGCUAAAUCCUAGUUCUCGGCUCCCAACGGAACUGGCCUCCUCCUUCCCUAUCCCUAACCCUCUUACUAGCUCCCUCCCUUUACGCGGGCCCCAUCACCGGCGAGCCCACUCCGAGGUUCACUUCAGGAUACCCGACGAGCUUGAUCCGGUCUCCGAUUCUUUAUUGGACGAGUUUGGAUCCGAGGACGACCUCUUCUGUUCUUACAUGGACAUCGAACAGCUCGGAUCCCGACCCGGAAUUUCCGGCCAAUCCUUCCCCAAACCCGAAAAUGCUGCACAGGUGGAGAGGCCGAGGCACCGGCAUAGCAAUUCGGUGGACGGGGGGGCUUCGAUGUUGGAGGGCAUAGAGGCCAAGAAGGCCAUUGCACCUGAAAAGCUCGCUGAAUUGUGGACCGUUGAUCCCAAGCGCGCCAAGAGGAUUUUGGCAAAUCGGCAGUCUGCUGCGCGCUCAAAAGAGAGAAAAGCACGUUACAUAUCCGAACUUGAGAGAAAAGUUCAAACCCUUCAAACAGAAGCAACAACACUUUCUGCACAACUAACUCUUUUUCAGAGAGAUACAACAGGCCUGACUACUGAAAACUCAGAGCUUCAGCUUCGGUUACAAGCUAUGGAACAACAAGCUCAGUUGCGUGAUGCUUUAAACGAAGCACUGAAGAAGGAAGUUGAGAGGCUCAAGGCUGCGACUGGAGAAAUAAUGACACACACUGACGCAUACAAUAUGGAAAUGCACCACAUUUCGUAUCCACCAUCUUCCUUCUUUUCACAUCAGCCACAACCUCAGCCUGGUGACGUGCAGAAUAUUCAAAUGCCGCAAUUUCAUCAAUUCCAGUCCAACAUGUCAAGACCCCACCAGCCUGUGCUCGCUGCGGCCCAAGCACAUGCCUACACAGAUACGUUGCAGCAGGAUCCUAUUGGCCGGUUGCAGGGGCUUGAUAUCAGUGGCAGAAGCUCCCAUAUGGUGAAGCCUGAAGGCAUGACUUCCAUUUCUGUCAGUGAAAGCAGCAACAGAUUUUGAUGCGAAGUCAGUCGACCUCCAUCUGGCCCAAUUCGUUGGAUUGUUCAUAGACUCAUUGAUUGACAGCCAAAAAGGCUUUAUUUAUUUCAAUUUACUUAUUUUUAAUCGGUUGGGCGUCUAAAUUUUUGGUCGCCUUUUCAGGUCUUAUACACUCAUGAGUUCUCUCU